Molecule: messenger RNA, 789 nt
Organism: Vitis vinifera (wine grape)
Lineage: Eukaryota; Viridiplantae; Streptophyta; Magnoliopsida; Vitales; Vitaceae
Product: putative fasciclin-like arabinogalactan protein 20
Exons: 3
Coding region: 1-789 (262 amino acids)
Source: RefSeq, a predicted model, not a curated record
AUGGCGUACUCUCUUCUCACUUCUCUCAUCAUUUUCUGUCUCUUCUCCCUCUCUUCUUCUCUCCCAUCCCAAACAAUCCUCGACGCUGCUGAAAUCCUCUCUGAUUCGGGCUACGUCUCCAUGUCCCUCACCCUCGAACUCGUCUCUCAGACCCUGCUUCCCAAAUCGCCGUCGGCCACCUUGUUCGCUGCUUCCGACGCCGCAUUUAUCGAAUCCGGUCAGCCUCCGCUGUCCCUACUCCAAUUCCAUUCCUCGCCCCUAGCUUUAUCUUUUGAAAGCCUCAGUUCACCUCCCGUCGGGGCCAAGAUUCCGACGAUGUUCGCCAACCACUCGUUGAUAGUCACCAGCUUCUUCGAUCCGAAUUUCCCGGCUUUAGGCCUGACUCGAAGCCCUAGCCCUAAUGCGGGAUGCACAGAUGAUGCAAUUGCUUCUUCAGGGUUUAGAGAUGGCACAAAGGUGACAGUUCUCGCCCCAGCUGAUGAAGUUAUGAUGGAUCGUGUUGGUAAUUUUAGCAACAUUUCAUCGUCAAUCUUUCUUCGGCAUGUUCUUCCAUGCAAGGUUUCAUGGUCUGAUCUGGUUAAUUUUGAUGAUGGCUCAAUGUUGCCGACAUCUUUGGAGGGCUUUACCAUUAACAUUAUUAGAUCUGGUGAUACAUUGAAGCUGAACGAAGUUUCAGUUGCUUUUCCGGACAUGUAUUACAGUGAUUGGCUUGUUGUUCACGGUCUUGGGGAAGUUCUUACCUUGCUGGAGGGACCAGAACAAGCUGCAGACUCCUCGUCUCAAAUUUAA